UUCUCCAUGGUCUAUUAUUGAACCACUACCUCUGGCUAGGUUAGUGGUUGAUACUCCUGUUAAGGUCCUUUUUCUGAAAUCAAAAAUGUUCAAGUACGCGAUUGUAUUCCUGUGCGUGGCGGCUCUCGUCAGCUGCGAGCUUUACAAGGUGAAGUUGAGCAAGAAGAAGGGUGCGCGCCGUUACCGUUCCCGCACUGGAACCGAAAAUAUGUCGAACUAUAAUGACAUGUCUUACUAUGGGCCGAUUACCAUUGGAACUCCACCACAAAAAUUCACUGUUGUCUUCGAUACCGGUUCAGCCAACUUGUGGGUCCCAUCCAGCUCCUGUACUUCAGCUUCAUGUGUAAAUCAUGCAAGUUAUAACAGUGCUGCAUCAUCCACAUACGUUGCCAAUGGAGAAUCCUUCUCAAUUCAAUACGGAACAGGAAGCUUGUCAGGAUUCCUAUCCACUGACACUGUUGUCGUCGGAGGAUUGACCAUCACUGGACAGACAUUUGCUGAAGCCACUAAUGAACCUGGAACCACUUUCCUAAAUGAACCAUUCGACGGUAUUUUGGGUCUUGGAUAUACAGCCAUUUCUUCAGACAGUGUCACUCCACCAUUCUACAAUAUGGUUAGCCAAGGACUUAUUUCAUCAUCAGUUUUCUCCAUCUGGUUAAAUCGUGUUGAAGGAGCUUCGAAUGGUGGUGAAAUCGUCUUCGGAGGAGCCGAUUCAACUCACUACAGCGGCUCGUUCACAUACAUUCCCCUCUCAUCCGAAUCCUACUGGGAAUUCAAUAUGGACUAUGGUGUUGUUGGUGACUUGGAAUUCUGCGCUUCUGGCUGUUCUGCUAUUGCUGAUACCGGUACUAGUCUUUUGGCUGGUCCACCUACCUCUAUCGCAGACAUUAAUGAAGUAAUUGGCGCUACUCAAAGUUCCGACGGUGGAUACUAUGUAUCAUGCAGCGAUGUCUCUUCCCUUCCAACUGUUACCUUCUACUUGGGUGGAACUGCUUUCCCACUUGCCCCAGCUGAUUACAUCGUUAACGUUGUUGAAAGUGGUACGACAUAUUGUAUGUCUGGAUUCAGUGAAAAUCCAACUGCUGGUGAAGGUGGCCCAAGCUGGAUUUUGGGUGAUGUUUUCUUGGGCAAAUAUUACACUCAAUUCGAUAUGGGUAAUAAUCGUAUUGGCUUCGCUACCGCUAAGUAAACCAAUCAUUAGCCUGAACAACUUCAUAAUGAAUUUACCUAUAAUUCUAAUUCAUUUGAAAGAAUAAAAUAUAAAUCCUUUUAAUGAA
Hermetia illucens (black soldier fly) is the source of this 1277-nucleotide messenger RNA. Its product is annotated as lysosomal aspartic protease-like. Gene Ontology annotation, molecular function: aspartic-type endopeptidase activity. Lineage: Eukaryota; Metazoa; Arthropoda; Insecta; Diptera; Stratiomyidae. The record is from RefSeq and is a predicted model, not a curated record. Gene Ontology annotation, cellular component: lysosome. The transcript has 5 exons. Bases 86 to 1189 code for a protein of 367 amino acids. Gene Ontology annotation, biological process: cell death; proteolysis.